UGUACUGUCUUUAUUCAAAUCAGCAUUACCCCUCACUAUAGCAUUUACAUUUCUACUAUUAGAAGACUUUAAACUGUGUUCGACUUACAUUCAAGUGCAUCAACAUGGGGAAAGUGAACGUCUGCUUGAAACGGAGUUACAUUAUGGUGAUAAGUGUGAUUGCGACGCUGAGUGCCCUGAUGUUGGCGGUCACUCUGUUUACCCACGGACGCUUCUCCAGAGUGGAUGAUGAGACGGAAACGAUGCUCCCAGGCCUUCAGUUAAUGUAUAGUAUUUCCAUCAUAACUCUGAUCCUGGCCAUCAUUGGUGUGUAUGGUGCUUGCAAAGAGAAGAAGUGGGCACUUAUAAUGUUUGCAGUUGGAAUGAUCCUCGGUACUCUGUUUUUGAUUGCAAGUGAUAUUCAAGCACUGGCUCAGCGACCAAAGGUGGCUGAACAUCUGAAGAUGCAUUACAUGAUGCUGCAGAAUAAUGCUAGUGGGAUUACUGACGACUUGAGGGAUGUACACAUUAAAUUUCAGUGCUGUGGACUGGAUCAGGGCUACCUGGAUUGGGGCUACGACAUCCCAGAAUCCUGUCUGUGCACGGAGGAGUCCACUAAUCCUUGUGUGGCAGCUCCCAGAAACAGCAGUCUGUUUGAGCACAUGAUCGAUGACCAGCCCAUCAUGAUUUAUAAAGAGUCUUGCCUUCCAUACUUCAUUGUUCAUGUGAUGAGAGUCAUUGAUGCCACAAUAGGCAUAAUCCUGGGAGUCAUAUUAUUGUGGAUAUCGUCAGUGGUGCUGUGUAUAUUCAUCUUGUGUCGGCUGAGUAAGAAGGAAGACGUCCCGGUGGUGGUCUACAGUUCAGAGGCCAAAGCAGGCAACUACACGGCCCUCACAGACACAGCAGAGCACACCUGACUGGGAUCGGUACGACGAUACAAAGUGUUUUAUCGAUGUUUUUAAAUAUUUCAUAUGUCGCGUGAAAAACAUGUGCAUUGUAUUGUUUCUGUUUCAAAAUGUUUGAUUAGUCAGUAUGUGUUAGUAACACCAUGUAACCUUUAUUCACUUUUGUCAUCCCUGAAGAUGCAGUACAUGAAAAACAUGUGGGCUGUGAAACUGGUCCGAAACAGGACACACUGUAAGAAUAUUUUCUUUGUAAUAUGCACACAUAUACAGUAUAAGCCUGAUAUUAAGUCUGAGACCUACACCCUUCUGGUAUACAAGAGAGAUGUGGUAUCGUCAUUUUGCACAUUUGUUCGGCAAGAGGCGAAAUGAGUCACAUUGUAAGAUAUGACAAUAGAGAAUGAGAUGGGUAAAAGAAAUGUGGUUUUAAUAAUAACACUGAUUAAGUUACUGCAGAAAUAUGUAUACUAUGAAUGUAUUAUAGCUUCAUCUUUAUUAAGUGUCUGUAUUUUAUGGCUGUGUAGCUUUCUGUAAUAUUCUGUAUUCUAGCGAGCUUCAUUUUAAUCACAUUUUGAUUAAAGAAGCUACUGGAGCACAUUCAAAGUUCUCUGAUACAGUGUGAUAUAAUUGGAUGUCAUUGGUACAUACUUGUAUGAGAGAAACAAAGACAGAUAGCUGAUGGCUUCUCGCUGAAACACAUGCUUUGUUUCUUUGGUCCUUGCCGCUACGAUGCACCCGAUAUAUUGUUCAAGAUCUGGAGCAGUGCAGCUGCCACUUUCCAUUCCAUCUACGCAGCGCAUGUCAGAGCAUUUUUGAGGAUGAGAUACUUUCGGUUCAUUGCAGCAAGAGAAAGGAAAAUAGAUAACAAGGAAGGUGCAACUAAUAAACUGUAUUUGCCACAUUAUGGGUGCCAAAGAAGCAAAUACAGUGGCACAGCCUCCUCUCACUCCCGUAUCGUCUGCAUACAAAAGGAGACCGUUCAGGAGUUUAUUCUUGUCCCUCUAGUUCCCAAUAAGAUGUCAACUGA
Messenger RNA from Cyclopterus lumpus (lumpfish), 1908 nucleotides. Its product is annotated as tetraspanin-8-like. NCBI's taxonomy places the organism in Eukaryota, Metazoa, Chordata, Actinopteri, Perciformes, Cyclopteridae. The record is from RefSeq and is a predicted model, not a curated record. The coding region runs from base 105 to 896 and encodes 263 amino acids. The transcript has 9 exons. Gene Ontology annotation, cellular component: membrane.